UUUCUGCCUCACUUUCCUCCCAAAACCCUUCGCUUUGUUCAAUUUCUUUGCCCUUCUUUCUCUUCGGCCAAUAUUGAAACAGUGAUUUCCGAGACAAUUUAACAGAAUGGGUGACAAGAAGAAAAAGACUUUUAUGUUUAUCCGGCUUGUCUCGGCUGCUGGGACUGGGUUCUUCUAUGUGAAGAGGAAAAGUGCUAAGAAAGUGGCAGAGAAACUUGAGUUUCGCAAGUAUGAUCCUCGGGUAAAUCGCCAUGUUCUUUUCACAGAACAAAAAAUGAAAUAAGGAACCUAUUAUGUAUCAGCUGUUCUGUUUUCCAUCAAUUUUUAAAUCAAAGUGCAAGUGCUGUUUCUUGUCGACAAUAUCAGAUUAUGUCAGCUUGAAUAAAGUGCGUCUGUCUUUAUUUGUA
This is a messenger RNA of Theobroma umbraticum, 407 nucleotides long. Its product is annotated as Ribosomal protein L33 family protein. The record is from RefSeq and is a predicted model, not a curated record. NCBI's taxonomy places the organism in Eukaryota, Viridiplantae, Streptophyta, Magnoliopsida, Malvales, Malvaceae. Gene Ontology annotation, biological process: translation. Gene Ontology annotation, cellular component: large ribosomal subunit; ribosome. Gene Ontology annotation, molecular function: structural constituent of ribosome.